CGAAAAUUCAAACGCCAUCAACCAAGCACACCACUUCCCACCCACAACACAAACCACAACAGAGCAGACCACAACACCAACAGACAACCAGACGCAGCCGACCAUGUUUCAGAGCAAGCAAGGCUUGCUCGACUUUGCCGAGAUUGGCAUGGGCAUCCUCAAGGAUGCAAAGUCCCUCAAGCACAUCAAGACUGUGAAGAAGUUCGUCCAGGAGCAUGCGGACGAGUGGACAGAGGCACAGGUGGUGAGGCCACGCCUUGCAGAUUUCAGUGUCAAGGCGGAACUGGACAAAGGCCACUUUGGAAAGGUGUGCCUGGUCAAGAACAAGGCAGACGGCGCCAUCUUUGCAAUGAAAACCAUGUGCAAAGACGUCAACCUCAAGGACAAGGCCCGCUUCCGUGAGGAGCGAGAGUUGAUGGCUACCACCACCAGCCCUUGGCUCACACAGCUGCACUAUGCCUUCCACGACGACACCAACCUGUACCUGGUGAUGGACUACCACCCUGGCGGGAACUUGUGGACUCUGCUCGGCCGCCCAGAGAUAUUUGGCCUUGGCGAAGAAGAUUGCCGCUUCCCGGAGCGAGCAGCCAUGUUCUAUGCCACCGAGAUUGCCCUCGCCAUCCAGGCUGUCCACGACAUGGGAUUCGUCCACAGAGAUAUCAAGACUGACAACAUUGUCAUCAACGCAGCCGGCCACGUGCGCUUGGUGGAUUUUGGUUCCAGUGCAAAGAUGGACCCCGCUGGUAAAGUGUACGGCCGGGCUGUUGGCACGCCCCAGUACAUUGCUCCCGAGCUCCUGGAGGGCUUGAGCGUGCACGGCAAGGAAGUUGACUGGUGGUCGUUUGGCGUUGUUGUGUAUGAGAUGCUCACAGGCCGCGUUCCCUUUGAUGGCGAUUCCGAGAUUGAGAUUUACGGCGCCAUCAGCCAGUUUGAGGAGCUGGUGCCAUCGCUGGAGUACCCCGCGUGCGUGUCCAAGCCCGCUCGCGCGCUCGUUGCUGGUCUUCUCCGCAAGUGCAGUUCCCGCCUAGACGCACGUGCCAUUCUCUCGCACGAGGCCAUGCGUGUUUGGACAGAAGCAAAGGACAAGGACGGCUGCCCAGCCAACAUGGAGGGGCAGGAGCCGCCAUAUGUACCUGUGCUGGCGCAUGCCGAAGACACGUCCCACUUCCCACAGGACGACGGCGACAAGACGCCGUUUGCUGAGCGGCAGCGCAUCUCGCUCGCCACCAAUACCAUGGCCGCCAUUGAGCACGGCUUUGAUGUCUCCAAGCUCGACUACGCUGGCUUUACGUUUGUGCGAGAGAGUGAGGCUGAGGAACAGGACGCCAGCGCCGACGACGAAGAAAGAGAGAAGACAGCUAGCAAGGACACUGCUGCUGCCACCACGGGCUCGGCCGUUGCUGCCAACAGCAAGCCCCAGCUUCGACAACAACAAGAGCAGGAGAACAUGUCACCUUUGGGACAGCGCAACGUGCGUGCAAGCAUGCGCGCCCGCCAGGACCACAAGGUGACGGCUCUGAAGCGCGAGAACAAGUGCCUGAACGACGAAGUGCAGCAGCUCAAGCGGCAGGCAAGCAUUGCCCAGCGCGAGCUUCGCCACCUGAAGCAGAAGGUGCGGCGGUCCACGGACUCGGCUGCUGUCUCCGUGAACCAACUGGAGGCAACGCAGGAGAAGGAGCAGCGGCUGCAGCGGCGCGUGCAGCAGCUUGAAGCGGAUUUGGAGCGCGCGCGUGCCGUAUCUAAACAGGCGCAGGCCGAUGCCAAGCGUAUUGCUGCGCUUGAGGAAGCCGAGGCGAUGGCAAAGAAACAGCUUGCGCGCACGCAAGCCGACAACGCCAGUCUUGAGGAGCAAGUGCAGGCGCUCAUGCGUGAGACAGAUACGCUUCGCCUUGAGUUGGCUGCGGCAUCCAAGGAGAAGAAGGACAUGCGGCGGGCUGCGACUGUGACAUCCGUGUCCACGUCUGCUGAGGUUGAUGCUGCACGCAGCCAAGUCCGUAAGCACAAGGCCACCAUUGAUGAGCUGCAGCAGCAACUCCUCGACCGCACACAGGAGGUGCAAGCACUUGGCUGUUUGCUGAAGACCACGACUGAGGAGCGCGAUUCGCUCAACAAGGAGAAAGCUGAGCAUCAGAGCACGAUUGCCGACCUUGAGGAGAGGUUGCGCAAGCUGAACGUGUCGACAUGCAACAUGAUGGAAGGGUUCUACACGGACCUGCAGGAGGCGACUGAAAUGGCGUCCAAGUACGAGUCGCAGUGGGUGGAGGCGGAGAGCGCAGCCAAGCGCGCCCGCGAAGCACGUGCGGCACUGGAGGAAGAGCUGCAGAUGCGCGAUCAGCAGCUGCACAAGCAGACGGCCCAGCUUAACGACGCCUUUCGCCAGCUUGACAAGGAGCGGCAGCACUUUACAGAGAAGGUUCGCUUGCUGGAGGAAGAGGUGAAUGGCAUGGCAACCGACAACCUGCGGUUGGAGGCAGUUAAGGCGCAGCACGGCAAGCUGCUCGACACCAUUCUCACCAACGCCGCCUCUGGCAACCACCAGCACGCGCACAUGCGACCAAAGCUGAAGCUGCGCCUGUUCCGCGGCAAGCAGCGCCACAAGUUUGCUGCCCGGCCCAUCCCGGCCCUGCCCAAGCUGCUUCAGGAGCACCUGCAGCAACAGCAACAGCAGCAGAGCCCGAAGGGUGACGCAACAGCCACCGUCACCGCCGCCACCGCCAUCGAUCAUGAUGACGAUGGCGAUGAUGUGCCCGGGGAAUCUUGCCGCUACUGCACGGCCAUGAAGAGCGAGCUUCGUCUGGCCAAGCGUCGCUUGCAUGACACGGUGCUGCAGCUGCAGCGCAUGCAAGCCGAGCUGGAUGAAGGGCACAGACCUGCAGCCCUGUCAGCAGGCUCUUUCACGCAGUCGCCCACCUCUGCAUCUGCCAACGCCAGCGCCGUGUCGAGCGGCAUCGUGCCCCUCACGCGCAUGAUGUCUCGUAUGAGCGCCCUGCGCAACAAGCAGCUGUACAAGUCGCAGAUGAAGCCAGCUGCCUCUGCUGCUGUUGUCGUUGCACCCGCGAAAGAAAAGAAGGAGUGCGCCAGCGCUACUACCGCCAUCCCUGGUGACGAUUGCAGCAAGGCGGAUAAGGGCGACAGCGCCCCCUCCACUCCGUGCCUGCAGGCAAUGCAUCGCGCCCAAACGCCAGAUGUGGACAACCGCAGUGGGUGCGAAGUGGGCGUCACGGAUCUGGACAUGACCGGUCCGCUUGCUGUGACGUCAUCGCAGGUGGUGACGCCACAGAUGCCACGCUCACGCUACGAGCGCUUUGCCAACGUGCGCGAAGCCCUCGAGCAACAAGAGCAGCAGCCGCACGAGGAUGGGUCCCAGUCGCCCGAGUAUGCCAUGGGCAAGCGUUCUUGUGACGCGGUUUGCUCACACAACAACACCGGCAUCAACAUCAACAUCACCUCCGCCAGCACUGGCGCUGCGCCCUCGCUGCGUCGCCGCCGCGCUCUUGGCGCGCUUGACGGCAACGUGCUUGCGUCCAACGGCGGCACGCCUCUGAAGAACAAGGUGCACACAGCUGGGUUCGGCAACGCCAGCAGGCAGCAGAACCUCGACUCAUCGCUGCUGACCUCCAUUGUUGGCGGGGAUGACAGCGUUGGUGUUGCUGGUGCCGUCACUGGCGAUGAGAACACCAAGCCAUCUGCCCGCCCCGUGCGCGUGCUGCUGCUGAGUGAGGGCUCACAGCAGUGGGCGCACGCCGUGUUGGAGCUGCGCGAGAGCAUGUUGUCGCUCCGUGCCGUUUCCGACGACAGUCAGGGGCACGAGGAUGGCGAGGUGCUGACUUUCUUCGAUCUUCGCCGCUGCCCAUCGGCGUUUGUUGUCAGCACGCACCUGUCCAGCGAGCUGUCUGUGCUUGAGGCCGGCGGCGAGAUUGCGCAGGAUUCUGUCGUGUAUGUGUCGCACCACCCGCCUUGCUGGGUGGGGCAGGAGGUGCUGAUUGAGACGGACAGCACCGCCUCUGCCCAGCGGCUUGCGCGCACCCUCAAGGCCACAGUGCAGCGCUAUGCUGCUCGCGUCACGACAGACGACGCAAAGUGGCAGCCGCAUCGUGUGUGCGCGCUCAAUGCCCCACCGCUUGUGCUGCAGGCUGCACGCGAACGCAGGGGCUCUGCCAGCAGCGACGACGACGGCGCUCAACAACAGCAGCAGCAGCUGCUGUUGUGUGAUGGUGUCGUUGCUGGGCCCGGCCUGACCGUCCUCAAGAUGGUGACGCUCCUCGACGGCUCGCAGCUGCUCGUGAGUGAGGAGGGCCUGUAUUGGACGCAGACAAGCGGCGUGGGCGCAGAGGAGCAGCUUCAGGUUGUGUUUGAUGCGCCCGCAUUUGUGUGCAAGGACACCAUCCAUGAUGCCGAGUGCGUGCGGGAGCUGGGUGUGCUGGUGCUGGUGGUGGGCGAGCAACGGCGCAUGUGCGUGCUGAAGCUGUCUGCACUGCACCGCAGCUCCUCUGGCAUUGCCGUUGCUGACAACAGCGAGAGUGUGCGGUCCCACGGUGUGCGGACGCAGGCCAGCACGACGUCGUCUGCAACCACCGUCUCUGCCAGGUCGGGCGCCACAGCUCGUGCUGAGCGGCAGCGCAAGACCAGUGAGGCGAGCCAGGGCAGCCAAGGCAGCAGCAGCAGCAGCAGCAGCAGCGGCAGUGGUGAGGAGGAUGUGUCUUUGGAAGCAGCGCGCGAGCGCGGGCAGAAGAAGCUGAAGGAGAUUGAGCAGAGCCACAACACGCUUGCGUUCGCCGUGGGCACGGUUGUCGCUGGACGCACGUUCCUGUUCUCCGCACACACGGACUGCAUGGCGCUGUUUGAGUGGCGGGCCCGUGAGCGCGCGUUUGUGCUUUCUAAGCAGGCGCACGGCCCACGCUACACCGACCCGACGACGUGCCUCAAGUACGUGGCGUCGCUGCGUCGCUUUGUGUGGGGGUCGUCACGCUUCUCCAUGCUGGAACCGCUUGAGCUGGACAUUGAAGAUCUGCUUGACGUCGAUGACAGCAACCUUGCCAUGCACCUGAGCAACGAGGAGCGCGGGAACGUGUUUCCGAUUGACGUGUUUGAGCUUGGGCACGACAAGCUGCUGCUGUGCUUCAGCCGCUACGGCCUCGUGGUGAACCUCGAGGGUCGCGUUGUGUCGACCGAGCCGAGUCUUGAGUGGCACGUGAACGUGCCGCAGGCAUUUGCCCUGGUUGGCGAGCAGCAGCUUUGUGUUGUCGGUCGUCAGAGUGUCGAGCUUCAAGACCUUGGCAACCGCCGUAGCCGCGUCGUGUCGCUGGCGAACUGCGGUGUGCUUGGCACGGCGAGCGCACAUGCCUACCUGGUGCAGAGCAAGGAGACGCACACGUAUCUGCUGAAGCUUGAGAAGCCAAGCGCGACCAUCCGCGCGUCGUUUGUGUCGGCAUUCUCCAGCCUCAUCAAUGCAGACCCGCGCGAAGUGUUGAGCAAGCACGUGCUCGGGCAGAGCCAUCUUGGCCCCGCAACACGCGGCGUGUCCCCUGCCAAGGAGCUGACAACCAGUGCGUUCUCUGAGCGCUUCCGCAACGAAAUUGCCGCGCUUGAUGACGUUCUUGGAGCGUUUGAUCUUUGAAUUGUGCUGCGUGUGUGUGUUGUGUGUGUGUGUGUUUUUUGUGUGUGUUGUGUGUGUGUGUGUGCGCACGCAUGUGUGAAGCUGUUGGCUGCGCAACGCAGCAUUGCAUUACACACCAACGCACCCAUACGCAUACGCUUGCACACAGGGAGUGGUGUUGUUGUGCGGUUUUAUGUCAUUAUCAGAAAGCCUGAACGGCUUAUGUUGGCUCGCUUUUCCAGCUUCUUCUGCAGUUGCUUUCUGGUGUUUGCUUUGCUUUCUUCCUUUGUCUUAUGUGUGUGUGUGUGAGUGUACGAGCCUGUUGUCUCGUGCCAACAUGUUGUUGUUGGGCGAGCUAUUAUAUCGUGUGGGCUGAUACACAGAUGGAAGCAGCA
This is a messenger RNA of Salpingoeca rosetta, 5991 nucleotides long. Its product is annotated as AGC/DMPK protein kinase. Gene Ontology annotation, molecular function: protein serine/threonine kinase activity; ATP binding. Bases 104 to 5617 code for a protein of 1837 amino acids. The transcript has 10 exons. Lineage: Eukaryota; Choanoflagellata; Craspedida; Salpingoecidae. The record is from RefSeq and is a predicted model, not a curated record. Gene Ontology annotation, biological process: peptidyl-threonine phosphorylation; actomyosin structure organization. Gene Ontology annotation, cellular component: cytoplasm; cytoskeleton.